UCAAGUAAUGUUGCAUUAUCUCCGGUCUCGGGUGAUUCGAUUCGGGAAGGAGGGGGAGGGGGAGAGCGUUAGCAGAAGCUAAAGAAUGGCCGCCGCUACUGCCGCUUCCGUAUCCUGCCACAAUUUCUACAGCAGCUACGCUCAUGCUUCUUCCGGUCCUCUCCCCGUGCCUCGCCGCACCCCGUCCGCGGCCCUAACUCGCUGCGGGAGACUCUUUGCGCGCGCCAAGUUUGAGAAUUUCGACGCCCCCUCCGACGUCCCCCCGCUGUCUUCAGAUGGCCCCAAUUCAGGGACGGCUGCGGUGCCGGAACAGCAAGAAUUAGACCAAGACAGUGACUUGCCAUCGGAUUUGGAGGGUGCGAUCCGGCAGUCAAGUCAAGCAAGUGCUUCGUUCAUAUCUUCCGGAGGAAUGAGAGCUAUUGUAGAACUUCUAAUUCCUCAAAUACAAUUUCUUGAUGCUGAAGGUGCUCAAGCUGAGUUAUGGGAACUAUCAAGAAUCUUUUUGGAGUCACUUAUAGAGGAAUCAGGGGGUCAGAGAGUAAAAGCCAUUUUUCCUGAUGCUGGAGCAGCUGCUCUUCUGAAGUAUCAGUGGACGGAUGCAAACUUUGGGUUUUCCAGCUUAAGCGACCGGAAACCUGUAGACAACGAAGAUGAAGUUGUAGUUAUGGUUGUUCCUGAUUAUCAGAUGUUGGAGUAUGUGGAACGAGUUGCUACCCUUCUUUCUGAGGAUCCACCAAGGCCUCUUAUCAUGUGGAACCCACGGCUUGUUAGCGAAGAUGUCGGAGUUGGAAUCAAUGUUCGCAAUCUCCGGAGAUAUUUCUUAAGCACUUUCACUGUUGUUUACUCGAUGAGACCUUUGCCAACUGGAGCAAUCUUUAGAUGUUAUCCUAGGAUGUGGAAAGUGUUCUACGAUGAUGUAAAUAGGCCGGGUAGAUACUUGCUGGCCAAAGAACAACCCGGACGUCCUGAUGCAACAGAUAUUGAGCUGAUAUUUGGAAAUGUGGACGAGAAAUCAGAGAAGGCACCGUCGUUCUUAGAUAAGGCCGUGAGCAUGUUUACCUCCAUAAACAGGUUUAUGAAGGCCAUUUCCAGGUGAAAUGCCUUUUUUCUUGGGUUCCAAAACCUUUCUGCUCUUGUUUCAGCUCUUUCACUCUUCAGAGUAUACAAUUUUCAGAGCCAUAAGCAUUAUUAUGAAAAGUUGCUUGUUUGAUUA
Molecule: messenger RNA, 1213 nt
Organism: Musa acuminata AAA Group (dessert banana)
Lineage: Eukaryota; Viridiplantae; Streptophyta; Magnoliopsida; Zingiberales; Musaceae
Exons: 9
Coding region: 86-1096 (336 amino acids)
Source: RefSeq, a predicted model, not a curated record